AUGAAUUUAGAAUUAUUUAUAAGGAACAAAUUGUUCACCAUUGGCUUACAUGAAGAGACAUUUGGCGAAUAUAUUGCGGGAAUUAUUACCGAUGAUUCACUAGAAGAGUCGGAAAAGCGAGAAGCCAUUUCCGAAUUUAUAUCGGGUGCAACAGACAACCCAUCAGAAUCAAUAAUAGACGAUAUAUUUAAAACAUGGUCCGAAUUUGAAAAAGAACAACAAGAAACUAAAGAAGCUGAAGAGAAACUUAAGCAAGAGAAAGAAACAAAGGAAGCUGCUGCUCUACAACAAAAUUUUGAAAAUGCUUCAACUUCUAUCGAACCCGCUACAAUAUCGCUUCGUAAUCCAAAAAAACAACUUACGAAAGAAGAACGCAAAAGACGCGAACAACUGCUCGCGAGAUAUAGUUAUGAAUUGGAUGAAGUUGUAGAAAAUGAAGAUGGAGAGGCAGAAAUCCAAUAUAAAGACAGAAGUGCAAUUAAAGAGAUUAGCGAAGAUUUGUUACAAGCCAAUCGCAAUACAGAACAAGUAAAACAAAAAGAGCAAUUUCGAAGGGAGCAAAUGAGAAAGCAACAUGAGGAAGAAAAAGAAAGAAAUCGAAGACAAUGA
Funneliformis caledonium is the source of this 609-nucleotide messenger RNA. NCBI's taxonomy places the organism in Eukaryota, Fungi, Glomeromycota, Glomeromycetes, Glomerales, Glomeraceae. The record is from the annotation of a GenBank genome assembly.